CCCUCCCGGGGGCGCCAGGAAGCCGCCCGGGGCCUGGCUCCAGGAAAUCGUGGUCUCAGCUGCCCGGGUCCUCGAGCAGGCCCCGACCCUUCUCCUUGACCGGAGGAGAGGCUCGGCGCCUCACCCUCACCCCGUCUUUGUGCAGGGCGCCGGCGGCCAUUGUGUCCGUGCGGGAAAUGGAGGACCCGGCAAUCCCCUACUGCCACCGCCGCGUCCAGGGCCUUUGGGGAAUUCAAAGAAUACCAGCGGCGUUUCUGGGGGGUCCCCGGCCUUCAGCCUCCCGGAAAGGCCCGGGGAUGGUCUUUCCGAAGUCAGACCUCAGAUCCGAGGCAGUUUCCCCUUCCCUCGGUCCCUCAUCGAAACCUUGAGCCCCAUUGAGAAGUCAUUUCAGGGUUUCGGAUGCCUCACCCUGGGCCGGUACUUAAAUAGAAAAAACAACAACCAAAAAAAAAAAGAAACCUAAAUCCCACACCAGCCACCUCUGGGAGAAUUCUCCUAUUCUCCGGGCUCCCAGUAGGAGGCGGAGAGCCAAGGAGCGUGCAAGAGCGAGGGGGCUGGGCUCCCGGGUGGCAGGAGGCCGCCCUCAUUCUGGGCGAUGGAGGAGGAAGCAAGCGAGGUGGCCGGUUCCUGAGCUUCGUAAUUCCUGUGUCGCCCUCUGGGCUCUCAGCCGGCUGGGUCGCAUGAUCCAUCCAGCCGGAGCUGGUUUUUUUGCUAGCCGCCGCGAGGCCGGCUGAGUUACCGGCAUCCCGUCUGCCACCUUCCCGACCUAUGAUACAAAAGAUCUUCCGGGGGCUGCACCUGCCUGCCUUUGCCGGAGAAGGAUUUGAAUCUCUUUCUCUCCCUUCAGAACCUUAUCUUGGCAUUGGAUCUCAGAAGACAACCACUAACUAGAGACCAGACUCAGUGAGUGAGCAGGUGUUUUGGACAAUGGACUGGUCGAGCCCAUCCCUAUUAUAAAAAUGUCUCAGAGCAACCGGGAGCUGGUGGUUGACUUUCUCUCCUACAAGCUUUCCCAGAAAGGAUACAGCUGGAGUCAGUUUAGUGAUGUGGAAGAGAACAGAACUGAGGCCCCAGAAGGGACUGAAUCAGAGAUGGAGACCCCCAGUGCCAUCAAUGGCAACCCUUCCUGGCACCUGGCGGACAGCCCCGCAGUGAAUGGAGCCACUGGCCACAGCAGUAGCUUGGAUGCCCGGGAGGUGAUUCCCAUGGCAGCGGUGAAGCAAGCGCUGAGGGAGGCAGGCGAUGAGUUUGAACUGAGGUACCGGCGAGCAUUCAGUGACCUGACAUCCCAGCUCCACAUCACUCCAGGGACAGCAUAUCAGAGCUUUGAGCAAGUAGUGAAUGAACUUUUCCGGGAUGGGGUGAACUGGGGUCGCAUUGUGGCCUUUUUCUCCUUCGGUGGGGCACUGUGCGUGGAAAGCGUAGACAAGGAGAUGCAGGUAUUGGUGAGUCGGAUUGCAACUUGGAUGGCCACUUACCUGAAUGACCACCUAGAGCCUUGGAUCCAGGAGAACGGCGGCUGGGACACGUUUGUGGAACUCUAUGGGAACAAUGCAGCAGCCGAGAGCCGGAAGGGCCAGGAGCGCUUCAACCGCUGGUUCCUGACGGGCAUGACUGUGGCUGGCGUGGUUCUGCUGGGCUCACUGUUUAGUCGGAAAUGACCAGACACUGACCACCCACCCACUCACCCUCCCACCCCCAUCCUGCCCCCACCACAUCCCUCCUUUCAGCCACCUUUGCCACCAGGAGAACCACUACAUGCAGCCAUGACCACCCUACACAUCACAGGGUUGGGCCUAGACCUGGUCCCCCGCAGUUAGUUUUCUAGAAUCUACUAUGCUUCUGUGAGAGCCACCUUCCCCCACACUUCAGUUCUCCUGGCCUUGAAACCCACAAAGUUUCCCCAAAAUCUGCCCAUGGAAGCUGGCAGGUGUGGGGGAGUUUGUGGCUGGGGGCUGGAAGGGCCCUGCCUGAUUGGUGGAACCCCUUACCCCUUAGCCUCCCCAAGAAUGCUUUCCUGCCAGGGAGCUAGAAAGUUUUCUGACCCUUUUUCCCAGAAAAAGAGACUAGAUUGCCUUCGUUUUCAUGUUUGUGGCCUCAGAAUUAAUCAUUUCUUAUCCCAGUCCCCCACCCCCACCCCUUCCCCCGGACCUGGGCUUCCCUUCCUUUCAUUCCCACCCUUCAGUAGCUACUUAGGGGCCAACUCUGACCAAUUAGGGAUUCAGGCUGCUUGGGAUAAAGAAACAAGGACCAGGACCCCCCUCCCCAACUCUGGCCUGGCCAAAGUCCCUGCCCCCCCAGCCCCAAUGUCCUCUAGAGGUCUCUGGCUAGAGGCCAGCCCAACUCAGGAGGAGAGGGCUGUAGCUGCAGGAAGCACCCCAUGCCAAAGCUAGGGUGGCCCUUGCAGUUUAGCACUAUCCCAAUUCCCUUCCGCUUCCCCUCCCCUGGCUCCCAUGACCAUGACUGAGGGACCAACUGGGCCCAAGACAGGUGCCCCAGAGCUGUUUAUGACCUCAGCUGCCUCACUUCCUGCAAGGAGAUCAGCCUUGUGGCAUCUUUGCUUUGGACUGCUGCCCAUGGGGUUCAGGGGCCUCGGCCCAGAGGUGAAGGGGAGCUACAGGCAGCAGCUGUGGGAGCCCUAGGGUCUUCCCUACCUCAGGCAGAAAGGGCAGGAAGGAGAGCCUGGUGCACAGGGUGAAAGUGCGGCUGGCCAGUGGGGCCAGUCCUGCCUGGCCAAACAGAUUUGUGCCCCACCCCCAUUCAGCCUGGGCAGCCGGGCUGCCAGGUCAGAGUGUCCUGGCCAGGAGCCCUUCAGGCCUCCCUCUCUCCUCUGCUCUACCCAUGGCCUGUCUCAUCCCUGGGGGUCCUGGCCUAGCCCUGGCCCCCCUGGGCUCUCUGCUGUACAUAUUCAAAACUAGUUUUUAUUCCUUGUGAAGAUGAUAUACUAUUUUUGUUAAGCGUGUCUGUAUUUAUGUGUGAGGAGCUGCUGGCUUGCUGUGCGUGUGCACGUGAAGAGCUGGUGCCUAGAGAUUGAACAGCCUGACGCUCCCUCCCUGCCCUGGUCCGGGGAAGCCAGCCGGGGUCCUGGCUCCUGAGGGGCACCUGUCCCUCCCCCAAUCCCCACCCCACACUUGUUCCAGCUCUUUGAAAUAGUCUGUGUGAAGGUGAAAGUGCAGUUCAGUAAUAAACUGUGUUAAUUCAUUGAA
Molossus molossus (Pallas's mastiff bat) is the source of this 3206-nucleotide messenger RNA. It is a transcript of the gene BCL2L1, whose product is annotated as BCL2 like 1. The record is from RefSeq and is a predicted model, not a curated record. NCBI's taxonomy places the organism in Eukaryota, Metazoa, Chordata, Mammalia, Chiroptera, Molossidae. Gene Ontology annotation, biological process: extrinsic apoptotic signaling pathway in absence of ligand; intrinsic apoptotic signaling pathway in response to DNA damage; negative regulation of intrinsic apoptotic signaling pathway. Bases 960 to 1661 code for a protein of 233 amino acids. The transcript has 3 exons. Gene Ontology annotation, cellular component: mitochondrial outer membrane. Gene Ontology annotation, molecular function: protein heterodimerization activity; protein homodimerization activity.